GGCCUCACCAAGUUACCCAGGCUGGCCUGGACCCUGCCACCCUCCUGUCUCAGCCUCCUGAGUUGCUGGGACCACAGGUGUGCCUCUGCGCCUGACUUCAGUUUCUCUGGGCUCCUCAGAUAGGAUGCAGUCCGUGGCCUGUCUUCAAGUCUGGAUGCUUCCUGCAGCCUGCUGGAACUGCCUGGGGCCUCUAGAGGACUUACUUCCUUACUGCGUGUUUCAGCCCCCGAGUUUCCGUCACUUCCUUCUGUAACGUCUGUGUACACUGGUCCUUCUUGCAGUCUCUUCUCCCACAUGAGCAUGUCUAGAGUUGCUCCCAUGGCUCUUGUCUGGCAGGUGCUGCAUCUGGGUUGGCCCAGGCAGUCUGUCGCAGUUUUCCUGUGUGGGGGCUAUACUUCUGUAUUUCUUGUACACCUCGUAAUUUUUUGGUUGAACAUUUUAAGAGGCAAGUCUGGAAACCAGACCCUCUGGAUUUGUUGUAGCUACUAAUGUUUGUUUGAUAGCUUUACUAGAAUAAUUUUGAACAGUCUGUAUUCUGUUACAAAAUGUGACUGCUAACAUCUCUGUUCUGUCAGCUCUGUGGCCAGUGAGUGGGUGGACACAGAUUCUUACAUGCCCAGAAUGGCAAGCAAACCCAGCUUGGCACAGGGACUCUGUGUGUCCAUCUCACUCCAACCCUUGCCAGGCAGUUCACACAGCAGUCUUGCCCUCACCUCACCCUUCCCUCACUUGCUUGCACUCUGGAGAUCAGCCCAAGGAGAGAUGCAAAGAACUUCUUUGGUCUUUCCUGAGCUUGUGCAUUGCCCAGGCUUGAGCAUGGCAUUCUGGAGUCUCAGGAGUUAGCCGGAACUUUCACAGUCCUUAUUCCCUAAACUGCCUCACUCGCCAGCCUAUCCUCCUAUGAACUCUGCCUAGCCUGUGGUUCAUCACAGCUGUAAACCACGGCCUCAGCAGCAACGAAGGCAUUCGCCAGUGAAUGUUCUCACUCUGCACUGGCUGCCUGGGUGCUGGGAGAGUUGCCAGUUCCGGGAGAUAAAGCCAAGACCUUCGAGCUGGCCUUCUGGAAGCCACCAGACAGGUCCAGACCCAGCCUCCUGAGCUGCGGGCUCUGUGACCUCUUCCGGCAAGACCUCAGAGCGUGCGGCAGGCGCAUGGGGCCAUGGCCCUACUCCCGGGGCGCACAGAGCCCCCCACUUGGCAGCCUGGUGGUGGCGCAGCCCGCGCCCGGCACGUCAUCAUCAACGUGGGUGGCUGCAGGGUGCGCCUGGCCUGGGCUGCGCUGGCGCGCUGUCCCCUGGCACGCCUCGAGCGCCUGCGGGCCUGCCGGGGCCACGACGAGCUGCUGCGCGUGUGCGACGACUACGACGUGAGCCGUGACGAGUUCUUCUUCGACCGCAGCCCGUGCGCCUUCCGCGCCAUCGUGGCGCUGCUGCGCGCCGGCAAGCUGCGGCUGCUGCGCGGACCGUGCGCGCUGGCCUUCCGCGACGAGCUGGCCUACUGGGGCAUCGACGAGGCGCACCUGGAGCGCUGCUGCCUGCGCCGCCUGCGCCGCCGCGAGGAGGAGGCCGCCGAGGCGCGCGCGGGGCCCGUCGGGCGCGGGGCGCCGGGAAGCCCUGCGCGCGCCCUCGGGCAGGGGCGGCUGGAGCGCGGCAGGCGGCGGCUGCGCGACGUGGUGGACAACCCGCACUCGGGGAUGGCAGGCAAGCUCUUCGCUUUUGUCUCGGUGGCAUUCGUGGCCGUCACGGCGGUUGGCCUCUGCCUGAGUACCAUGCCGGACAUCCGUGCGGAAGAGGAGCGGGGCGAGUGCUCCACCAAGUGCCGCAGUCUCUUCGUACUGGAGACGGUGUGCGUGGCCUGGUUCUCCUUCGAGUUCCUGCUACGCUCCCUGCAGGCCGAGAGCAAGUGCGCCUUCCUGCGGAGGCCGCUCAACAUCAUCGACAUCUUGGCCAUCCUGCCCUUCUACGUGUCGCUGCUGCUGGGCCUGGCGGCGGGGCCCGCCGGCAGCAAGCUGCUGGAGCGCGCGGGGCUGGUGCUGCGGCUGCUGCGCGCGCUGCGCGUGCUGUACGUGAUGCGGCUGGCACGCCACUCGCUGGGGCUGCGCUCGCUGGGCCUCACUGUGCGCCGCUGCGCGCGCGAGUUCGGACUGCUGCUGCUCUUCCUCUGCGUGGCCAUGGCGCUCUUCGCGCCGCUCGUGCACCUGGCCGAACGCGAGCUGGGUGCACGCCGCGACUUCUCUAGCGUGCCGGCCAGCUACUGGUGGGCGGUCAUCUCCAUGACCACCGUGGGCUACGGCGACAUGGUGCCGCGCAGCCUGCCGGGGCAGGUGGUGGCACUGAGCAGCAUCCUCAGUGGCAUCCUGCUUAUGGCCUUCCCGGUCACCUCCAUCUUUCACACCUUCUCGCGCUCCUACUCGGAACUCAAGGAGCAGCAGCAGCGCGCCGCCAGCGCCGAGCCGGUCCUGUGCGAGGACAGCACCCACUCGGCCAGCGCCACGGAGGACAGCUCGCAGGGCCCCGAGGGCACCAGGGGUGCGCAGGGCCCUGCGGGACCGCUCCGAGCCGGCAGAGGGGGUGCUGCCCUGGAGCUUCCGGAGGUGCGGUUGCUGGAGGCCAACGCAGGGGUCUGCUGAGCUACCAGCCAGGCUUAGUUUAGUGCACUGACGCUGGCCUGGUCCCCAAAGCGUUGUGCUCCCAGGGAUUCCUGGAGGGUGCUCCCGCCUUGGUCCUCUUACUUUUCCUUCAGUUUUAAAUUUUCUAUGGCUAACUAAAUAAAUCCCCUGGGUCCCAGAAAUUCCACACCUGGAGCAAAUGCCAAGCCACAGUGGCCUGGGCCUGACCCUGACCUGUCAGUCAGGGCAGCCCGGGGAGGAGUGGAGCAGCUAGGAACAGCAGUCCCUUCUGCUGCCUGGUCACUCACAGUGGCAGUGCACAUGGGAGGGAGACCUUCAAAGGCAUCCAGCACUGCUAGUCCAUGUCACCUGCCAAGUAACAAGGCUGAGGCUUGACACAGGCACUUGCAGGCCCUGCUUCUCCUAGUAACCCUCCCUUGGUGGGAUGUCCCAGCCCUGACCUCUGACCCACAUUCCCCGACAGUGGCUCCUCAGGUGACAGGGCCUCCCCCGACAGUGGCAAAGCAGGUGUGCAUGUGGUAUUUCAACCCCUUUGCCCUCCCGCUGGCCUCAGCCACCUCCAUCUAGGGUACCGCAUCUCCUGUACCGGAGUAUUUCUCAAGGCCUGGCUGCAGGAGGAAGUGUAGGGGCAGGAGGGACAGGGAAUCCUCCAGUGGUGCCAGAGCAGCCUUGUCCACAAAAGCAAGGGCAAGUCCACUCUGGGGACAGGGCCGAACUCUCCAGAUGCCACUUUGUACUUUUUCACCAAUGAGCUUGGCCGUCACACCUGAGAAUUCCAGGUCCCCCAGCGGGGGAGGCCCUGUGGGUCCUUUGGAUGCUUCCUAAGAUUCCACUGAAAACCAAUAAAAGUGCAGCCUC
Molecule: messenger RNA, 3487 nt
Organism: Sciurus carolinensis (gray squirrel)
Lineage: Eukaryota; Metazoa; Chordata; Mammalia; Rodentia; Sciuridae
Gene: Kcng2
Product: potassium voltage-gated channel modifier subfamily G member 2
Exons: 3
Coding region: 1160-2629 (489 amino acids)
Biological process (GO): potassium ion transmembrane transport; protein homooligomerization
Cellular component (GO): membrane; voltage-gated potassium channel complex
Molecular function (GO): protein binding; voltage-gated potassium channel activity
Source: RefSeq, a predicted model, not a curated record